GAGUCCGAUAUAAAAGAAGCGAUGCUUUUAAACAGAGAGCCGACGGUUCCCGUCCUCCAGCUAAAAUCUCAACACGCGUUGGACUUCGCUCCUCUAACCCAGCAAACUAUUGCAAUCGCAUCGUAUCUGCUUCCUCGCCCACUCUCUCUGCACCUUUUUACAAACAAAAACAUCGUAAUUUAUCUCUCUCUCGCUUCCCCCUUUUAUUUUUCUACCCAAGCAUUGUAAACCAACAGCAAACCGAGAUGAAGCAGUGAGAAAGAGAGAGAGAGAGAGAGAGAGAGGGAGAGAGAGAGAGAGAAAGAGAGAGAGAGAGAGAGAACCGGCAUCUAGAUUUGCUCUCCAGAUUCCAUGAAGCUAAGACUUAAGAGAGGGAGAGAAAAAUCGUAUUCUACCGAUGCAUCUGUAUUAUAACAGAUCGGAGCGGGAACGAGCAUAAAAAAAUAUAUACUUGACAAAAAAAAACAAGCUGAAACGUGCAAGAUUUCCAAAUCCUACUUUAAAAAAAAAACAAGCAACCAAGAACAAAAUAACAAAGAAAUCAAGCUGGCUCUCUCUCCUUCAGCUCAGAGCAGCCUGAUCGCGGCGAUCGCAGGCGUGUGCCCCGGCGCUUGGAGGUCUGGACGACCUAAUACCAUCUGCAGUAAAAGGAUGGCAUCCGAAUUGGCAAUCAACAGCGCCGACCUACCCAACAGUCCCCUUGCGAUGGAAUAUGUUAAUGACUUCGAUCUGAUGAAAUUCGAAGUCAAAAAGGAACCGCUGGAGUCCGAAGGCAAUCCGGGCAGUCACUGCAACCGCAUCGGGGGUUCGCUGUCUUCUACCCCAAUGAGUACCCCGUGUAGUUCGGUGCCACCGUCCCCCAGCUUCAGCGCCCCAAGCCCCGGGGAGCAGAAGGCGGCGCACCUGGAAGACUUCUACUGGAUGACAAACUACCAGCAGCUAAACCCGGACGCUUUGAGCUUCACGCCGGAGGAUGCGGUGGAGGCCCUGAUUAACAGCGCUCAUCAGCAGAUGCAAGGAGGCUUCGAUGGCUACCGGGGACAACAGCAACAGCAGCAGUACGCGGCGGCCGGGGCCGGCGCCGGGGCCGGAGCUGGAGCGGGCAUGGCCGGCGAACAGAUGGGUCCGCCCGGAACCGUGGUACCUCCUCACCACCAGCACCAACACCACCACCACCACCACCACCAGGGGCACCAGCACCCGGGGGGAGGAGUAGCCGCCGUUGGCACGGCUAACACCGGGAGCACCGGCCCCGCUACCGGCGGCAUUCACCAGCACCCGCACCUGCGGAAUAACGACCGCUUCUCCGACGACCAGUUGGUCAGCAUGUCCGUGAGGGAGCUGAACCGGCAGCUCCGGGGUGUCAGCAAGGAAGAGGUGAUCCGACUGAAGCAGAAACGCCGGACCCUCAAGAACCGAGGUUACGCGCAGUCCUGCCGAUACAAGCGGGUGCAGCAACGGCACAUGUUGGAGAGCGAGAAGACGCAACUGCAACAGCAAGUGGAACACUUAAAACAGGAGAUAACCAGACUCGUUCGGGAGAGGGACGCCUACAAAGAGAAGUACGAAAAACUUGUGUCCAGCGGCUUCAGAGAAACGGGCUCGUCCAGCGAUAACCCUUCCUCCCCGGAGUUCUUCAUGCUCAACACAGCAAAUGAUGUUAAUGGAGCAGCAAAGAAUGGACAAUACAACCUGAAAGAGGCUAAACAAAUGCUCAGCUACAGAAAACAUGAUGCUGGAAUGCUGAUUGCUUAGAUCGGAACUUUCCCUGCAGCCCAGGGAUCGCCAUAAAGCACAAAACCUCUGACAGAAAGAAUCAGCAAAGAGAAAGACAACCACCACAGCAGCGUUCUCAAGACUACUUUGGCUAGUUUAGUUUUUUCCUCGUUCAAUUUUUUUUAAAGAGAGGAUAGCAAAGAACAAAUGAAGAUGACUAUUCAUUCAGGUCUCUCUCUCUUUCACAUGCACACACGUACACACAUUCACACACGCACACACACACACACAACAUUUACACAUGUAACACACACACGCAUGAUGUUUGAUUAAAAAACAGUGACAGUAUUUAACAAAACACACCACGCACACAACUGACAAGAUGCUGGCAUUACUUAUUAAGAAAAACUGAGCAAAGAAAAAGAACCUUAAAAAAAAAACUGUGUGUGCAUCGGCGAAGCAGUCUUAAUCUGUGAAUGAAGACCAAGCUGAGAGAGUUACUGACCCUUCUUGAUCUCAGACCCACAGUCGCUGAUGACACUUUGUGUAUAUACUUAGGCUUCUUUGAUAUAUUCAUAUAUUUCAACAGUGCUUCCGAUUCUCACAGUAAUUGUGAUUGACGUUAGAUUACGGGUAGUCACAAAGGGAGACUCUGAGGCCACUCUAUUAGUCUAUUGGAUUCCAAAUAGGUUAAGGUAAACAAGAGCUGGUCCAACCCACCGGACUCUGCAUUAGUAGCACGUCAAUACAGAGAUGACUGCAGGAUUUUUUAAAAUAAAUUGUGUUGAUUUUUGGUUCAAACAUUAUAUUUCAAUCACAACAAAAGAAAAUGUAACGAAUAUCUCGCCCCAGUAAGGGUUUGUUGUGGAAUUUAGCAUGCCAGUAUUUGUUCUGGGUUUUGGAGUUCUCUCUAGAAAAAGACUGAACUGGCACAUUGAAAUCCAACAGCACAUUUUAAAAUACAUCCCUUUUCCUUUGACUGUCCAAGGUCACAUUUUGGCAUCAACGAGACAGAAUCUCGUCCACUAAUCUUACUUAAACAAACAAUAGCAAAUGCCAAUUGCAAUCAAUUGAGUGCAUUUAGCUAUUAUCUGUAAUGGAGAAUAGGAAAUGUUGGAAAUACUUACAGGUCAGGUAACAUUGUGGAGGUAGAAACAGACAUAACAUUUCAAGUCUUUCAUCACAACUGUUAUCUUGUGUUCAUUUUGACACUAUGCAAUUGACCUGAAAUGCCAAGUCUUGUUUCGAGCUCUCUCUUUCUCUCUGCAUAGAUGCUGCUUGACUUGCUAAGUAUCUCCUGCAUCUUCUGUUUUUUUAAUUUCGGAAUCCCAGCAUCUGCAGUAUUUUGCUCUUAUCACCCUUUGGAAGUCCCUGCACUUGAAGUUCCAUAACUAAGGCCCCUACAAUCGUAGAUUCAAUGAGUGGUUGAAUCCUUUUAUAGAUAAGGCUGUUUGGUUGUUGCUUGAAACAGCAUUAAGUAGAGAGGUUUGCAGCUCCAUUAUCUGGAUCUUGUUCCAUUACUUAAAUCCCACCCAUGAAUACUACACAAGGAGUUGUUUCUUUUCUUUUUUCAGGUCUUAGUGUUGACCAUCAUUUUAAGCACUUUGUACAGUGAUGUUGGGCUGUUACAACUUGUGCACAGGAAGGGGUAACUUAGAGAGGGAAAACAAAAUCAGUUAAAUCUGAUCCAACCCCUUGUUACUGAAUCUCCAGCCGAACCACAAUAGACUGGGUGGUUAUUCAACCUUCAAUAGCAUAUCUCGGCUGAUCCCACCAAAUGUAGUGGGCUGGAAAAUGCAACAAUGUGGAGCAAUAAAGGGGUAAAAUUUAAUAAGACAACUAAAUAGUCUUGUUCAAUAGGGAACUAAAAACUACAUGCAACAUGACCUCAAUAGACCAGGAUUCAGGGAGAGCCUCCUUGAUGAUCAUCAACCUUUUGAGGAGUGACCAGUAACAGCUUUCACAUACAUAAUGUACAUAAAUUAAAUUAGUUUCUAUUACUGUGCUAAAUAUUAGAAAUAAUUAUUCAUUAGUAACAAUCAUCGGUAAUGAGGCUCUGUAGCAGGCUGUUCUAAUCACAAAAUGUCUUCUGAGUUAGCAAAAUCUGAUCAAUACAUCAACAGAGCACAGAUGUAGUUCUUCAAAGGGUU
This is a messenger RNA of Leucoraja erinaceus (little skate), 3866 nucleotides long. Its product is annotated as transcription factor Maf-like. Gene Ontology annotation, cellular component: nucleus. The transcript has 3 exons. Bases 652 to 1755 code for a protein of 367 amino acids. NCBI's taxonomy places the organism in Eukaryota, Metazoa, Chordata, Chondrichthyes, Rajiformes, Rajidae. The record is from RefSeq and is a predicted model, not a curated record. Gene Ontology annotation, biological process: regulation of transcription by RNA polymerase II. Gene Ontology annotation, molecular function: RNA polymerase II cis-regulatory region sequence-specific DNA binding; DNA-binding transcription factor activity, RNA polymerase II-specific.